AAGCAGGGGCUUCAGAGAGCCAGUGGCUCUCCCGAGUGUCCCUUCAGGUGCCCGGAGAGAUUGGCUCUUCCGCAGAAUCUGGGAAGAGAGGCGAACAGAUGAGCCAACUGCCUGGCAGCGGGAGGAAGACGCACGCAGCCAGGCGCGAACGCCCGACCCGGCGGAGAUGAUGGAAAGGAUCAGAAAGGAGAUGAUCCUGAUGGAGCGGGGGCUGCACAGCCCCACGGCGGGCAAGCGGCUGGCCAACCUGUCCGACUCGGCCGGCAGCGCGGUGCUGGAGGCCCUGGAGAACUCCCCCCACGGCGGGCGCCUCAGCCCCCGGCUGGCCUCGGCCUCGCUGCACGGCGCCCUCCCGGGCAAAGGCAAGUUCGAGAUCGACGCCCUCUUCAGCCUGCAGCACCCGAGCGGCGAGGGGGGCCCCGCGGACGCCGAGCUGCCCCCCGCCGACAACAGGAGGAAGAUCGGCCAUUACUCCGAAGUGGCUCCGGAGGCCGACAUGAACAGCGACGUGGAAGUGGGCUGCUCCGCGCUGCGCUCCCCCGGCGGCCUGGCUUCCUCCCAGUUGAAGGAAAACAACAACAAAGGCUAUUCGGAAAACAGCUCCACGCCCAGCACCACCAGCUCGUCCACGGGUUCGAGUCUCGGCGGCCUGCACGGCGGAAGCGCUUUGGGAAGCUCGGGCUCCGCAGCGGAUCAAGUCAGGAGGUACCGCACUGCCUUCACCCGGGAGCAGAUAGCCAGGCUGGAGAAGGAAUUCUACCGGGAGAAUUAUGUCUCUCGGCCCAGGCGGUGCGAGCUGGCCGCGGCGCUCAACCUGCCCGAGACCACCAUUAAGGUGUGGUUCCAAAACCGGCGCAUGAAGGACAAGCGGCAGAGGCUGGCCAUGUCGUGGCCCCACCCGGCGGACCCCAGCUUCUACACCUACAUGAUGACCCACGCGGCGGCCACGGGCAGCCUGCCCUACCCCUUCCACUCCCACGUGCCGCUGCACUACUACCCGCACGUCGGAGUGACCGCGGCGGCGGCGGCGGCGGCGGCAGCCACCGGGGCGGCCGCCUCGCCCUUCGCCACCUCCAUCCGCCCUCUGGACACCUUCCGCGCCCUCUCGCACCCCUACUCCCGCCCGGAGCUCCUCUGCAGCUUCCGCCACCCGGGCCUCUACCAGUCGCCCGCCGCCGGGCUCAACAGCAGCGCCGCAGCCUCGGCGGCAGCCGCCGCUGCUGCCGCCGCCGCUGCCGCCGCCUCCUCCUCGGCCCCGCCCACCGGCCCCGCCCCCUGCUCCUGCCUCAGCUGCCACAGCAGCCAGUCGGCGGCGGCGGCGGCAGCGGCGGCGGCGGCCCUGGGCUCGCGCGCCUCCGGCUCGGACUUCCCCUGCGCGGCCGCGGGAGCAGCCGCCGCCGCGCAGCGCUCCGAGAGCGGCUUCCUGCCUUACUCGGCCGCCGUGCUCAGCAAGACCGCGGUGGCCUCCCCGGACCAGCGGGAGGAGGCGCCCCUGACCAGAUAG
Molecule: messenger RNA, 1504 nt
Organism: Sphaerodactylus townsendi
Lineage: Eukaryota; Metazoa; Chordata; Lepidosauria; Squamata; Sphaerodactylidae
Gene: EVX2
Product: even-skipped homeobox 2
Exons: 4
Coding region: 167-1504 (445 amino acids)
Biological process (GO): regulation of transcription by RNA polymerase II
Cellular component (GO): nucleus
Molecular function (GO): RNA polymerase II cis-regulatory region sequence-specific DNA binding; DNA-binding transcription factor activity, RNA polymerase II-specific
Source: RefSeq, a predicted model, not a curated record